AUGCAGUUAAAGUUUUUGCAAAAUAUUUUAGAAGCACAAGACAGCGAUUUCAAAAUCGCUGGUUUGUGUUGGUCGCCGAAUAAUCAAAAACUAGCCGUAGCCACUUGCGAUCGUCAGAUAUUACUUUUCGACGAAAAAGGUGACAAACGUGAUAAAUUCUCGACGAAACCUUACGAUCCAGAAGCCGGCAAAAAAUCUUACAUCAUAACGGGAAUUGCUUUUAGUCCGGAUUCGACAAAGAUUGCCGUAGCCCAAAGUGAUUGUAUAGUAUACGUUUAUAAAAUCGGCGAUAAAUGGGGCGAGAAAAAAGCUAUUUGUAAUAAAUUUCCGCAACCGUCACCGGUUACUUGUAUCAUUUGGUUAUUAACCGGACCGAUUAUAUGUGGUUUGGUGGACGGUAAAGUUCGAGCCCUACAAACUAAAACCAAUAAAUCUCAAAGUCUUUUUGCCUCGAAUAGUCUCGUAGUUUCCUUAGCACCGAAUUCUAAAGGUACUGGUUUUUUAUCGGGACACGUUGACGGUAACGUCAUUAGGUUUUUUAUAACCAGCGAUCACGGGGAAGACGAAGCUCAAGGACGUGUAGCUUUGCAUUCCGUUCCUCCUUACGGUUUAGCCUGGCCUCAAGGUCAUAUAUUUAUGGCCGGUUGUGAUAAAAGAGUUUCUAUAAUAAAUAAUCAUGGAAAAUCGGUAAAAACUUUCGAUUAUACUAAAGAUACCAGUGAGCACGAUUUUAACGUAGCUUGUUGCAGUCCGAGCGGUCAAGCCGUUGUUAUAGGAAGUUUCAGUCGUUUGAGAUUAUAUAUAUGGAACACUAGAAAAUUUAUAUGGGAAGAGAGCGUUUCUAAAGAACUGACGAAUUUUUAUACGAUUACUGUUUUAGCUUGGAAAAGGGACGGUUCGAAAGUUAAUUGCGGGGGCCUUUGCGGAGCAGUGUUCAUGUUCGAAUCAGUGCUAAAAAGAACCGUUUGGAAAGAUAAAUACGAAAUAACAUACGUGGGACCUAAUCAGGUGUUGAUAAAACCUUUGAACGCGGACGAAAGUAACGUUAUAUUAAAAUCUCGAUACGGCGGUGAAAUUGGCGACGUUAAAAUAAUGGGUAAAGAUUGUUAUUUGGUAGCUAGGACCGAAGAAACGUUACUCGUAGCAGAUUUGAUCAGAAAUCUCACGAGCGAGGUACACUGGAAUAAUACGGGGCGCAACGAGAAAUUUUAUUUCGAAAAUUCGAACGUUUGUUUGGUUUUCAAUUCCGGCGAAUUGACUUUAAUCGAAUACGGCGAUAACGACGUUUUAUGUUCUGUUAGAACGGAAUUUGCGAAUCCCCAUUUAAUAAGCGUUAGAUUAAACGAACGUAAUUCGACAACGGAUAAUAAAAAAUUAGCUUAUUUACUCGAUUUAAAAACCGUAUGCGUCGUCGAUUUGGUUAACGGAGUUUUGUUGGGACAAAUCGGCCACGAUUCCAAAAUCGAUUGGUUGGAAUUGAACGAAAUCGGAAAUAAAUUGUUAUUCCGAGAUAAAAAACAGAGAUUAAUACUAGUAGACGUAAUUUCCCAACAGAAGCAAACGAUUUUUACCGGCGUUAAUUUCGUUCAAUGGGUUGAAAAUAGUGACGUGGCCGUAGCUCAAGCUAAUAAUACUUUAGCGAUAUGGUACAACAUCGAUUUACCAGAAAAUCCGACGGUAUUGACGGUAAAAGGCGACGUAAUCGAUAUAGUUAGAAAUAACGGUAAAACCGAAGCGAUUUGUCUAGACGGCAAUAAUACGUUCAAUUUGGAAUUAGACGAAGGACUCGUCGAAUUCGGUACCGCGAUGAACGAUAACGAUUAUAACAGAGCCGUACUCUUUCUGGAAACUAUGCGGAAUUCCACCGAAGCGGAAGCGAUGUGGCACACUUUAUAUUCCACAGCGAUGAAACAACAAAAUUUACCUCUAGCCGAACGAUGUAGUACCGCUCUAAACGAAGUAGCUACCGCUCAUUUUUUACGCGAAACCGCGAAGGAAGCGAAAAAUAAUUUGUUGGAAGAAAAUCCGGAAAUUUGGGCUCGACUAUCGAUUUUAUACGGGGAUUUAAAUACGGCGGAAAAUAUUUAUUUGGAACAAGGAGAUAUCGGAAAAGCUUUGGAUAUGUACAAGAAGUUACAUAGAUGGGACGAGGCGUUGAGAUUGGCCGAACGGAGGAAUUACGGAAAUUUGAAGGAAUUAAAAGAAGAACACAUGUCGUUGUUGACGCAAAGCGGACAAUACGAAAAAGUCGGUUUAGUAUUGGAAAACGAAGGGAAAUACGAAGAAUCUCUCAAUAUGUAUUUGAAAUCUAAUAAAUUAACUCGCGUCCCGAACCUUUUAAAUAAAUAUCCUCAAUUAUUAAACGAUCAUAAUGUCAUAGGAAUAGUUUUGAAAAAUUUAAUCAAACAAGAAUUAUACGAAUACGCCGCCGAAAUAUACGAAAAAUUAGAUAAACCUGAUCUGGCUAUGGAAUGUUACAGAAAAGGAAAAAUAUGGAACAAAGCGGUAGAUUUAGCUCGAACGGUAAGUCCCGAUAAAGUAGUACGAUUAGAAGAAGAAUGGGGCGAUAGUUUAGUCGAAAGUAAACAAAUGGACGCCGCCAUUAGUCAUUACAUCGAAGCGGGAUGCACCAUUAAAGCUUUGAACGCCGCAGUAGCCGCUAGACAAUGGAAAAAAGCCGUUCACAUCAUAAAAGUUAUCGACGACGCCGAUACCGUUAGAAAAUAUUACGAAAUUAUCGCUAAUCAUUUCUCUAGUAUUAAAGAUUAUUCGACGGCGGAAAAAUUAUAUUCGGCAUGCGGUAUGUACAAAGAAGCCGUCGAAAUGUAUAACGAAGCCGGUCAAUGGGAAAAAGCGCACGUCAUCGCUUCCAAAUAUUUAGAUAACGAAGAAGUCUACGAUAUGUACGUUAAACACGCGGAAACUUUAGAAGAAAUCGGAAAAUAUAGGGAAGCUGAAAAAUUGUACGUUUCAGUUAAAGCGCCAGAUUUAGCUAUCGCCAUGUACAAAAAGGUGGAGCAGUACGAUAAUAUGAUUAGACUUGUGGAAAAAUAUCACCCGAAUCUAUUACAAACCACUCAUCUACAUUUGGGGCAACAAUUGGAAAACCAAGGAAAAUACAGAGCGGCGGAAAUACAUUUUUUGGCCAUCGACGAAUGGAAAGCCGCUAUGAAUAUGUACAGAAAUUUGGGGAUGUGGGAAGAAGCUUAUAGAGUAGCUAAACAAAACGGCGGUCCUCACGCCGCUAACCAAGUGGCUUUUCUGUGGGCCAGAUCUCUCCAUAUCGAUUCGGCAAUAAAAUUAUUAAACAAAUACGGUAUAUUGGAGCAAUGUAUUAACUACGCUUGCGAAACUUAUCAAUUCGAUUUCGCUUUCCAAUUAUGCAAAAAUCUACCCGACAAGGUAAAAGAAGUCCAUUUGAAACACGCCAUGGCUUUGGAAGACGACGGUAAAUAUAACGAAGCCGAAUCCGAAUUUAUUUCAGCCGGUAAACCGAAAGAGGCUAUCCUGAUGUACGUUCACGCUCAAAAUUGGAUGAACGCUUUGAAAAUAGCCGAGAAAUACGAACCGGACGCGGUACCUGAAGUACUUAGGGCACAAGCCGAACAAUGUUUCAAAGAUAAACGCUAUUCCGAAUUCGAGGUGUUGUUAUUGAGGGCGCAACUACCGGAAAUGAUCGUCCACAAAUAUAAAAACGAAGAUAUGUGGAUAGACGCUUUGCGAGUCUGUAAAGAUUAUUUACCGCAUCUUUAUCCGGAUCUUCAAUCGGAAUAUAGUAGUUCGCAUCACAAUCAAAUGACGGACGUCAGUAUAGAGACAUUAUUAUCGAGAGCUAACGAAUGGGCGUUGGCAGGUCAACAUAAACAAGCCGUCGAUUGUUUAUUACAGGUUAAUACGAACAUAACGGAACCGUCUAUAGUUAAAAGAGCGCUGUUACGAGCAGCCGAUAUGGUAAAUAAAUUUCUAUUCGGAGACGAAGCUUUGGAAAUUAUCAAAAUAUUAUGUCCGAGAUUGAUAGAAAUCGGCGAAAAUAACGUUGCGGCGCAAUUGUACAUCAGCGUGGAAAUGAUGAAAGAAGCCAUCGAUUCUUUUAUAAUAGCCGAAGAAUGGAAUAAAGCUAGAAAAAUAGCCAAAGAACUCGAUCCGUUUUUGGAAAAUUACGUCGAAACCAAAUACAAGGAUAGAUUAUUAAAAAAAGGGGACGUCGAACAAUUGGCGGAUAUCGAUAUAAUCGGAGCGUUGGAUUUAUUAGCCGAACAAGGACAGUGGACGAGAUGUAUAGAAAAAGCCAAAUCACACAGUAAUCCGAUUUUACACAAAUACGUCGCCCUUUACGCCGCCAAAUUAUUAAAAGAUCGUCUAAUUAUCGAAGCCCUUCAAUUAUAUUACACGCACGGAGCUCCGGCAAUACCGCAAAAUUUCAAUAUUUACAAUCACAUCGCUACCGAAAUGUUCGGAGCUAAUUUUAUGUCGGAUCCAGAUAGUUACGCUACUUGGGAACAAUUACGACAAAUUUUAUUCGAAAUUAACGAACAUUUGGAAAAUGCCGUUAACGUAAACGCCGAAACGAAAGUACAUUUCCGACAUUUACUUUUGGUAGCUCAUUAUUACGCUCUAAGAACCGCUUGCAAACAAGUACCUUCGUUAAAAUCGAUCGCCGUUAAAAUUAGUACGGCCCUAUUGAGAUAUACCGAUAUCAUUCCCGCAGAUAAAGCCUAUUAUGAAGCAGGUAAAGAUCUAAAAGAAGAAGGAAAACUUUCGGAAGCAUUCGUAUUCCUGAAUCACUAUUUAGACCUUUGCGAAGCCAUAGAAGAAGAUGAAGGACAAUUAGUAGAUCAUUCCGAUCUACUACAAACAGAUUUUCCAUCGAAUAUACCUUUACCCCAUCAUCCUUACCUAAUGGAAGAUCCAAAAGAACACGAUAACGUUAAGGAAUGGGUGCUGGCAGUUAGUAUGGAUCAAAAAAUCGAACAGGCUUUACCUAUCGACGAUAGACAACUUUACGAAUCCUGCCUUCAACCUGGAGAAACUCCGUGUUUGAUAACUGGUUAUCCGGUGAGAAAACAAGCCGUUACUUUUUCCAAAACUAAUCUUCAAGCUAAUAAAGACGCUUGGAACAAAUUGAAUAUGGGCGCUAAAAUGGCCCCAGAUUCCAACGUUGCCAGUGCUAUAUCUUUCUUGGUAAAAUGGUGCGGUACACCUAAUUAACUUUAUAUUAUUAAUUGAUUUAAUAUAAUUUAAUUUCAAA
Diorhabda sublineata is the source of this 5248-nucleotide messenger RNA. RefSeq names its product intraflagellar transport protein 172 homolog (gene Oseg2). Lineage: Eukaryota; Metazoa; Arthropoda; Insecta; Coleoptera; Chrysomelidae. Bases 1 to 5208 code for a protein of 1735 amino acids. The transcript has 22 exons. Gene Ontology annotation, molecular function: protein binding. Gene Ontology annotation, cellular component: ciliary basal body; axoneme; intraciliary transport particle B. The record is from RefSeq and is a predicted model, not a curated record. Gene Ontology annotation, biological process: intraciliary transport.